Molecule: messenger RNA, 1806 nt
Organism: Stegastes partitus (bicolor damselfish)
Lineage: Eukaryota; Metazoa; Chordata; Actinopteri; Pomacentridae
Gene: st6galnac
Product: ST6 (alpha-N-acetyl-neuraminyl-2,3-beta-galactosyl-1,3)-N-acetylgalactosaminide alpha-2,6-sialyltransferase
Exons: 4
Molecular function (GO): sialyltransferase activity
Source: RefSeq, a predicted model, not a curated record
CUAAAGGAAAAGGGAUUGAGUCAUGAUUUGUCACAGUCUGAUGCAUGUCCUCUGUAAUAUUCUGCUCUGAAUCUUUUGUCUGCCACGUUAAAGAGGAUUUAAAUCAGUAGAAAACUUCCUUUUGAUUUAUGUUUGUUUGGAUACUUGUCAUGUGUGCUAUCAGAGAUGUGAAGGUUUUUCUCUGGAUCACUUCACAUUCUUUCCAUUCCCCAUUUAGCCUCAGACAGAAGCACCUACUCACACAGUCACUGUCAUCAAAAAACCAGUGUGGGGUUUUUUUUUUUUUUUGACAUUUUUCGGCUUCCACGACUUUUUUUGACUGAAGAGAAAGAAGCUGCCGACUGAGGAGAAGUUUAGGGGGCAGAGUUCAGCGCCUCGCCUCAGGCUCGGUUUAUUACACUGCUUACAAAGAGGUGUGAAGUGGAGAGGGUUGGUGCUCACAGUGUAUGAUAAUGCCUUCCACUUGUGGUGGGACUUUCACAGACUUGACCACUACAUGUGGGGGCGGAUAAGAAGAAGUUUCCUGCUUGCGAGCGUCUCUGGCUUCCUGCAUUGGUCGCCCACUGCAGCUGACAUCAGGUUUUUGUGCUUCUCUUAGUAUUGGUUCCUCUUUUGUGGGGCUGGAUGAGCAGAAGGGAGAUAACUAAAAGCUGCAUAUGCAGAUUGUGACCCUGCACUGUGUGUUCAGCCGCCUCGGCAAAGGUUUCAUUAAAAAGGGAUUAUUUGGCACAGUGACGCCCAAAGAUAAAGUUUCCCCUCCCGAGUCUUUGCCCUCGUUCCAACUCUCACUUUCUGUCUCCCUCCCGCUGUAGCUGUGUUGAGAGACGUCCCGAGCGGAGCCCAGAUCCCGUUGUGGGUUAAUUAAAUCCCCGCCAUCGCCAUCAACACCGUCCCUCCCCCUGGUCGAGCUGAAAGAAAGAAAAAACCCCACCGUCCUGAGCGGGACAGCAUCUUCCCUCAGCCUCCGUCCUCUGCCUCCUCAUGUUCCUGCAGGCAGAGCGGAGGGCAGCGCGAACUCACUGUUACGGGGAUGGCGCUGCGCAGGAAGCUGCUGGUCUGCAUGUUGACCGUCAGCUUGCUGCUGUGCGUCUACGUCCUGUGUUUCAACCUGGAGAGGCCCUUCAGCUGGUCCAUCCCUCCGCUGCUCAGCGACUCCGAGGAGCCUCCUGACAGACCGAGCCUCGCCGACCGGGGGACCCAGCCGGCACCGACCACCCACCAGAACAGAGCCGCUCUGAACCCAGCUUUAAAGACUCGCACAGCCACCACUGCUGCUGCUAAACUGCAAGCGCAAGCAGAAAACGAUGCCCCGGAUCUGUCAAAGUCCAGCUCCAAGUCUGACGGUGCAGAUAAAACCAGAAACAGCACCAGAGGCCCAACAGUUCGGCCCAUGAAGCCUGCCAGAGCCACAGAGCCUCCGUUCGUCGGAGACACUUAUAUGAGCGACUACAUCAAUCCACAAACAGGCUGCACAGACGCUAUCAGACGUCGGGUCAACCAAACUGAAUUUGGUGGGCGCUUCCUGGAACAUAUUCCAAUCCUGCAGUGGGCCGAACAUGUGACGCCUGAACAAUACCAGCGUCUGAGCCGGUACCCAGGGACUCACGGCUGGGCGGUAAUCGAGUACAAGACGCUGCAGGAAACUCUCUCUGUCCUCAACUCUACUGCCAGCUGGCAGAUGCUGGACGACUGGAAGCGUCGCAGCAACAAGUCGGAGUGCAGCCGCUGUGCUGUGGUGGGAAACGGAGGCAUCCUGAAGGACUCCAAGAAAGGGAAGGAGAUCGACAGUCAUCACUACAUCUUCAG